This is a messenger RNA of Caenorhabditis auriculariae, 2341 nucleotides long. The record is from the annotation of a GenBank genome assembly. NCBI's taxonomy places the organism in Eukaryota, Metazoa, Nematoda, Chromadorea, Rhabditida, Rhabditidae.
AUGGCCUCAAGAAAGACCGUCAACCGACGUCAGCGUCCUCAGAGGGCCACCUCCAAUGUCUUUGCCAUGUUCGAUCAGGCUCAGAUCCAGGAGUUCAAGGUUUGAAAGUUGUUAAGCAUUAUUAUAAUUGGAAAAUAAACAUGGAAGAUGUAAAAAAAUAUUGUGGAAAAAUUGGUUGGAGAAGAAAAAAAAUAUUUUUUUCCAAAAAAACUUUAGAUUCAGAAGUUCAAAGUUAACAAUUUUUUUGGCAGCGGUUUGAUGCUGAAGUUUUUCAAAAUUAAAGAAAAGGUUUUUUUAAAAUCAAGUUAUAUAAACAGCAACAAUCCUGAAGAAAAAAACUCAAUAAUUCCCAUUUUUUCAAUCGGAAACUUCAAAAAUAAAAAUUUCCAGGAAGCCUUCAACAUGAUCGAUCAGAACCGUGACGGUUUCAUCGAUCAGGAAGAUUUGAAAGACAUGUUCGCCUCACUGGGUACUUUCUUUAGGAUGAAAAAAAGAUGAGAAUAUUUUUAGGAAAGGAAGUCGGGGAGCAGUUCAUCGAGGCGAUGAUCCGCGAGGCUCCUGGCGGCCAGCCAAUCAACUUCACCAUGUUCUUGACGCUUUUCGGAGAGAAAUUAACGGGUAAAUAAUCUGGGAAAUAUCCUGAGACCUUGGCAACAUAAACGGAUGUCUCUGAGCGCUUCUAGGGAUCACUUAAGGGUUUAGAGUUCGCUAGAGGGCUCACUUGAAGUUCUUAAGAAUAUCCGGUUCUCGUUGCGAAGGUUUGCGGGAGGCGAAAAAUCCAGAAUCACCCCCUCCUCUCCGCGUUCUAACAAGCUCCCCCCCCCCCAAGCUAAGUUUCGAUCUUGUGGGGAGGGACAACAAAAUUUUUUCAUGAAAUCUUUUUCAUUUCUAACUUUUCAUGAUACUCGGCCAGGGACACAUAUUAUAAAAAAAUUGUUCGAUUUAAAAAAAUAACGAUUCGUUGCAAGACCUAUAUUUAGUGUGGGGAUCUAGGUAUUUGGGGGGCUUUUUUUCGAACGGCUCGUAGGGAGGGGGAAUGGGGGAAGCGAUAUCCAACUUUUUGGGGGAGAGGGUUAUAUACUGUAACAUACCCGAGAUUUUGAAUUUCAAGUCGUCGCUCAAGCUCCGCCCCUAAUGAACCAAUCAGAGGGUUCAAAGCGUUUUCGAAUGACGUCAUUGUACUUGACUAUCAAAAUCUGAACAGAAUAUUUCGAAAAAUAAACGAAAAAGAUAAAGGCGCAUAGACAGCACCUCAAACGGGCUUUCGACGCGAAAUCAUAAUUUUCCCUGGCCCAAGCUUAAAAUGAGCGUGAAAAGGCUACAGAGCUUUUUCACAUGAAAAAUUGGCAAAGAUUAAUUUUUUUGAAAGGAAGGAGAAAAAUGAAACUUAAUUUCAAUACUUUCCAGGCACGGACCCUGAAGAAGUGAUACGGAACGCGUUCCAGUGUUUCGACGAGGACAACUCGGGAAAACUGAACGAAGAGCACCUCCGUGAGCUGCUGACCACCAUGGGCGAACGCUACACCCACGAGCAGGUCGAUGAGCUCUUCCGAGAUGCUCCGAUCAAGGUGAUUACCUACAUAAUUAUUCUAAAAGGGGUCUUUUUUGUUAAUAAACCAUAAAUAAUUACAUUUUUUUUCUCAAUUUUUAUGUAACUUUUUUGAAAUUCGUCUUCAGUACUUUGCUUGUUCUCAUCGUCAUAUGGCUUCAUUUUUCGCAGAGUACCCAAAUUCCAAAAAAUCGGUGUUUAACAUUUUUGAGGGCGUCAUUUCUCUUUUCUUGGAAAGGAACUAAGAAAUCGGAGUUUCCAAAAAAAAAAAAAUGAUUUUGAAAAAUUCGGUGAGAGUCCAGGUUCAGUGAAUUUUAAAUAAUUGUAUUGAAGAGCUAUUUUUUCUUUUCUAGUGAGGACUUUUUUUGAUUUUUUUCCUUUUGACUUUUUUUGCAACUAUCUGUUAGUUUCAAUUAAUUAGGCGUAACAAUCGAAAAAAAUUAACUAAUAAUACUCCAGCAAAACUACAUAUUCAGACCAUUUUUUUAAAGGCUUCCAAUCCAUCCUCCUAAAUUUCCUUAAAAUUUCCCCCUCUGAAAUUGAAACCUGUUUUUACUUUUUUGCGUCAUCACCUCCCUGAGCUUACCUUGGUUAGAAUUCAUUUUCGUAGUUUUGAUUAAUUAAUUUUUUUGAGCCAACCCCUCCUGAAAUUAAAUUCUAUACUUUCCCAUGUAUGCUCAUCUUCUAUAUUGACAGAAAUUUCAAGAAAUAAAUUUUCAGAACGGCCAAUUCGACUACGUCGAGUUCACGCGCAUGCUCAAGCACGGCACCAAGGACAAGGAUGAGCAAUAA